CCAUAUCCCACUCAGCAGUUUAGCGCGCUCUGACCGCGUGAUGUUUGACAAACCGUUAGCAUAGUUUAGGAAUAAUUUGUCUCUUCUGCACACGCGCCGUGUUGACAUUUCUGAUCAAAUAAUCAGCCUGGGGCGGUUUCAAAAUGGUUCCAGAAGACGUCCAGUUCAUGGCUCUUCUGAAAGGAAAACGCAUCAAACUGAUUCUGAAAAAUGCCUCAUACUUUGGCAUUGUUCAGGGAAUCAAUUCAAACAAGACAUUGGUUUUGGCUGACGUUAGUGACAGCAGUGGAUGCAGAUAUUCAGGAACUAUGCUUUUCUUUGGACGCGAGGUUCUGAAUGUUGAAUUGGAAAGCAAAGAAAAGGACGACAGACCAAUUAUCCAUGGCGCACCUGAAGAGCAGCUUGAUUUGGAGAGGUUCCAGUCAUACAGGAAGAUGAUGUCGUUAGAUGACCAUGAAGAGGAGUCCAUUAACUUUGAGCUCAUUGAUAAGAUCCAUGUCAAGUUUGGACCUGCUGUGAUGCACAUCAAUAAGGAGCAGGUGAUUGGUGUGGGAGGUGAAGGAGUUGAGAUCUUUAAAAAUGGAAGGUUGCGUUGGUUGCAGAUUGCCACCUCUAAGAAGGUUUAUUUGUUUGACAUCCUGCUGCUUGGAGCCCAGGCCUUUAAAAAUGGCCUCUCCAUGAUCCUUGAAAGUAAGCAGAUACUGAAGGUCAUUCAUGAUUGUAGAGCCAUUGCUGCGUGUCUUAUCGCUCAGUUCGGGGUCCAACUAACCAAUGUGUUUGACACACAGGUGGCGGAUGUCAUGUAUUUCUACUCGAAGACUGGAGGUUUUCUUCCUGACAGAGUCAGCACGCUCCCAGAGGUACUCAGUCACUAUCUGAACAUGCCCUCCUCCAAGCUCUCAUCUCUCCAUGUGAGGUUACAGCUAUCCAAGGAAGAAACUGAGAUGUGGUACAAGCGGCCUUGCCCCCUGCCCCUGCUGAAGGUGAUGGCGUUAUCUGUGGUCCAUCUGAAGCGGCUCAGACUGAUGCUGCUAGACAGGCUGAUGACCGACUACAUGGUCCUGGUGGACUCCUAUCUCAGCAGUAGCCUCGGUGAACCCGAUGGACUGGAAUAUGUCAUUAUGAAUAAUGUGUUGGAGUUGCCUAAGGAGCUCAGGCAGCUGGAUGAAAUGCGCAGUGAGCGGCAGGAGCGGGCUCGGAAACGCUACCCUGUCACAGAGCAAGGUCUGUUGGAUCGCUUCAACCCGUAUCCCGAUUCGGAAACCACACCAGCAGCAGAUGGGCACAGCAACACACAGUCUCACUCCCUGGAGGUUGAUGCUACACCAUGUCUGUCAUCAAAAAUGGAUCCUCCUGAUCCCCUGCAGGAUCCAAGUGUCUCCAGAGACCAUUUUCCAGAUGCCUCCUCUGAGCCUCAGAAAGAAAUACCUACAAAUACUCAUCUUCCUGCAACUUUAAACGAAGAAGUAAAGUGUAUGAUGGGGAGAGGAUGGCAGAUUGUGAAAGAGCAGUCAUCUACCCCAUUCCUCCCAUCCUUUGGGAGAGGUUUUCCCCUACAGAAGUCACACCCUCAGAUUCCUGGAGAGGGCGCUGGAGGCAUAAAAGCUCCAAUCUGGCAGGAGAAGAAUCUCUGCAUGAUGGCUCUGCAGUCACCAACAAAGUAAAGCUCCAGCCUGGCUGUGGAGAUGGAGAACUACCCAGAAAUUCUAGUGGUGUAGGAGAACCUCCUACUCACUAAUUCAACCAUUCACAAAUUUAAAUAUAUAUCCAUAUCCAAUAUAUCCAUCUCUGGUCUUAAAGUGCCAGCCUUUAAGACCAGAGAUGGAUAUAUUGGUUGUUUCCUUGUCUAUAACUGUUCUGACCAGUAGAUGGCAGUAAAAGUCCUUUUAUAAAAUUCUCCUCAGUUUUUGUAAAAGAUCAUUUUAAUAAAUAUCAUAUGAGCUUUAUGGCUGCUGGAAAGACAAACUGUUCCUUCCUGUUCUCUUUAAUUUUGUUUUCUAAUUUCUUUCCAUCUUAAUUGGGGUUCUGGAAAUGUCUAAAAGCGAUACCAGAAAGUAUUAGCUUGCAACAGUUUCUUGUUUUAUAGAUUUUCUUCUGAUUUAUUUUUUUUAAAGUGGCAAAAAAAAAAAAAAAAAGUUAUGACUGUUGAUAUAAAGUGAAACCACCAGCGAUGGUUAUUAAGGGGCCAUAUGUGUACAGUAUGUUACCGCCUGCCUGCUUCUGUUGAUUGUUAGAGGUAAUAAUGUGCAUUGAUGCAUGUGUUAACUAAGCUAAACAAUUGUUUUUACUUUUAAUAUAAAUAAACUGACCCAGUGACUCUC
Messenger RNA from Cyprinodon tularosa, 2321 nucleotides. It is a transcript of the gene exd1, whose product is annotated as exonuclease 3'-5' domain containing 1. Gene Ontology annotation, molecular function: nucleic acid binding; 3'-5' exonuclease activity. The coding region runs from base 144 to 1664 and encodes 506 amino acids. The record is from RefSeq and is a predicted model, not a curated record. Lineage: Eukaryota; Metazoa; Chordata; Actinopteri; Cyprinodontiformes; Cyprinodontidae. The transcript is spliced from 11 exons. Gene Ontology annotation, biological process: nucleobase-containing compound metabolic process.